GACCGGAAGUUCGUAUUCCGUGCUGAUGGUCGCGCGGAGCUGCAGGUAGCGCGGGGUGAGGAUGAUGGCCGGCAGGUACGGAGCGCUCGCGCUCGGUCUGAGCGGGGCUCUGUUUAUCGUCUACUGUAUUUACUUCGACCGCAGGCGCCGGAGCCACCCGGACUACCGGCGGAAACUCCGAGAGCGAAGGAGAAAUCAAAAACUUGCUCAGGAAAAGUCUGGACUGGCCAAGUUACCGGAUCUGAAGGACCCGGCGGCGGUGCAGCAGUUCUUCCUGGAUGAAAUUCAGCUGGGGGAGGAACUGUUGGCUCAGGGAGAUUAUGAGAAUGGCGUGGACCACCUGACCAAUGCCAUCACUGUGUGUGGGCAGCCUCAGCAGCUUCUGCAGGUGCUUCAGCAGACUCUUCCCCCACCUGUCUUCCAGAUGCUGAUCACCAAAGUACCCACCAUCAGCCAGAGGUUGGCAAGCCCUCAGGUUUUGGCUGAAGAUGACGUUGAAUGAGAUUGUGGUGAAGAUGAUGAUGACGCCUUAGCUGGCUGGUCAUCGAGUGAUCAGCCCUGUCCAGGCAGAGGAAGAGCCCACGGGCGCUGCAGGUCCUCUGAACUGCUGCUGUAAAGUCUGUCUCUGUGUUUUUUUCCUUCGUUUUGUUGUAUUUUUUUUAUUGUAAUUUAAGCACAUUCCAUUUGUUGGUUAGUGACCCCUCUGUCCACUACACUGCACUUCCGCCCUCAGACAGCCUGUGGAAUGUCUCCGCAAGACAAGCCUUUAAUUACUGUUAUUUAUGUACUUAAUCGUUAAGAUUUAAUACUCACAACAUUCAAAUGACUAAAGGAGUUCACGUGAUGUCAUUUAUUUUCUUUGUUUUAAAAAAACUUUUUAUAUAUGAAAUUCAGUUCUACACUGUGUUAGCUGCUGAUUACUGAUGGUUAGGAAAUCAGUGUUAUUCCACUUUAUUUAUCUGAAUCACAGCAUCUGUAUCGUUUAUUUUUUCUCAGUAGUCAUAAAAUAAAGUUUAAUGUGUAAAA
Messenger RNA from Astyanax mexicanus (Mexican tetra), 1026 nucleotides. It is a transcript of the gene tomm20a, whose product is annotated as translocase of outer mitochondrial membrane 20. Lineage: Eukaryota; Metazoa; Chordata; Actinopteri; Characiformes; Acestrorhamphidae. Gene Ontology annotation, molecular function: transmembrane protein transporter activity. Gene Ontology annotation, biological process: tRNA import into mitochondrion; protein import into mitochondrial matrix; protein targeting. The transcript has 5 exons. The record is from RefSeq and is a predicted model, not a curated record. Gene Ontology annotation, cellular component: mitochondrial outer membrane translocase complex; mitochondrial outer membrane. The coding region runs from base 62 to 502 and encodes 146 amino acids.